Molecule: messenger RNA, 1827 nt
Organism: Synchiropus splendidus (mandarinfish)
Lineage: Eukaryota; Metazoa; Chordata; Actinopteri; Syngnathiformes; Callionymidae
Product: oocyte zinc finger protein XlCOF6.1-like
Exons: 2
Coding region: 12-1133 (373 amino acids)
Biological process (GO): regulation of transcription by RNA polymerase II
Cellular component (GO): nucleus
Molecular function (GO): DNA-binding transcription factor activity, RNA polymerase II-specific; RNA polymerase II cis-regulatory region sequence-specific DNA binding
Source: RefSeq, a predicted model, not a curated record
AGUCCGUGAUCAUGCACGAGAGGCCUGCAGACGCCCGGCAGCAUCUGAAGGACAGGGACCACCCGGGGACACCAGAACCGCCAGUUAAGGAGGAAGAGGAGGAGGCGCAGCUCACGCUUCUUCCUUUCCACGUUGUCACCGUGAAGAGUGAGGAGAGCGAGGACGAGCCCGUCGGCAGCAGCUGCACGCGGCGCAUGAAGACAGACUCUGAUGAGGAGUCAGAACUUGAGCGCUGUGGGGACCUAGAUUCACACACUGACCAGAGGGGGUCGCUAUGUGCUGACUCCGACACUGAUGACAGCGGAGACUGGGCGCAGACCAGGAGCCCGUGCAGCUCAGAGUCCCAUGCUGGGCCCGAAGAUGGCCCUGCCACCUGCAAAGGCGAGAAGCGCUUUGCUUGUCAAGUGUGCAGCAAACGUUUUAUUUCUGAGGCGAAUCUGACAUCUCACUCGGAGAGUCACACAAGAGAGAAACCGCUUGGAUACUCGCUUUGUGGACGGAUCUUGUCCUCCAGAUCUGCACUGAGGGAACACACAGAGCUUCACUCAGACGAGAGACCGGUGAGCUGCACACUCUGUGACAAAAGAUUCAUCAAUGAGAUGCGUCUGAAAAUACACUUGAGAAGCCACUCGGGAGCGAAACCUUUGCCCUGCUUGCUGUGUGCAGAGUGUUUCGCUGACAGAGGAAGUCUUGGUAAACACAUGAGCACACACACCGGAGAGAGACCUUUCUGCUGCUCAGACUGCGGGAAGUGUUUCAGUCGUAAGGGACAUCUGCUGAGUCAUAAAAAAACUCACACCGGAGAAAGACCCUUCUGCUGUGCAGUGUGUGGCAAAACCUUCACUGAGCGUGGACAUUUGAAGAGUCACACGAGGACACGCACUGGAGAGAAACCAUACGGCUGCUCAGUGUGCGGGCGGCGCUUUAAUGAACCUGGAUAUCUGAAGAUUCACCUGAGGACUCACACUGGAGAGAAACCAUAUUGUUGCUCCAUCUGUGGGAAGUGUUUUAUUCAAUCACUGCACUUAAAGAGCCAUAUGAAGACCCACACUGGAGAGAAACCAUUUAGCUGCGCAGUUUGCGGGAACAGAUUCAGUCUCCGGGGGAAAACACAUGAAACUUCACUCUGCUGAACAUCAAAGCAACGAGUCAGCCGAGUCUUCAGCUGGCUUGGAACCAGCAACCUCGUAAUCGUCCACCUGUGAAGAGUCGUCGGAACUGAACUGACUUCCUGAAGUCGGGCAGGGUCUGUGCUUGCCGUGAGACGUGCAGGGCACUGGUGUGUGGUUGAAGCACUUGGUGACUGGGAGCUGACACCAGGACAUUGGUUCCCACAAUGGCAACUUUGGUUUGGACUUCAGAGUAAAGGCUUCAAACUCCCGCUGAACACGUCAUUCUUGUGCCUCCAGUUCAUGGAGGUGAGUUACAACGCGCAGGAACCUGCUUGCUGAGACUCGGUGCCAAAGAGGAAACAAAGAGCUGGUGUUGGUGCUGACUGGGUCACAGGAAUGGCGUGUGGACGAUGGCCACGCUUCUUGGACCUUAUCACCUCCGUCCGUUCACUCGUGAGAAAAGACUACCAAGAAUCCAGCGAUGCAUGAGCAGAAUUCUGGCUCAGCUCAGCCUGAGCUGAGUCAGGUGCAGCGUCGUCCGGUGUAGCCACAGAAAACGAUCUGAGGUCGUGAGGUCGUCGUCCGAUUGGUCCUCAGCCGCUGACGGCCGCUGGCUCCCUCGUCACCGUGGCAACAACCCCCUCCUCUCCAGAGCCACGAAGACGGUCCUUUCCAGCCUCCUCCGCCGGAGUGAGUUCCAUGUCUGCUCCUCUCA